CUCCCCGACCCCAUCCCCACUCCGGCCGGGAAUUCCAGGCCCUUGUCUGACCGCGAGCUCCGGGCGGGAAGCACCCUGCCGGCGCCUGGGGCGAGUCAGCAGGUUUCAAGAUGCUGCAAGUACAGAGGACCACCCUGGGUGGGCUGAGGCCCAGCCUCUCCAGAGGCCUCCACCACAAAGCUGUGAUGGCCCUCAGGCGAGAAGACGUCAACGCUUGGGAGAGAAGGGCGCCGCUGGCCCCCAAGCACAUCAAGGGGAUCACCAACCUGGGGUACAAGGUCUUGAUCCAGCCUUCUAACCGGCGGGCCAUUCAUGAUAAGGAGUAUGUCAAAGCUGGUGGCAUCCUCCAGGAGGACAUAUCUGAAGCUUGUCUAAUUCUGGGAGUUAAAAGGCCUCCAGAGGAAAAAUUAAUGUCCAAGAAGACCUAUGCAUUCUUCUCGCACACAAUCAAAGCGCAGGAGGCCAACAUGCAGCUGCUGGAUGAGGUUCUGAGACAGGAAAUCCGACUUAUUGAUUAUGAGAAAAUGGUGGAUCAUAGAGGAUCACGGGUAGUGGCAUUUGGACAGUGGGCAGGUGUGGCAGGGAUGAUCAACAUUUUACAUGGAAUGGGUUUAAGGCUCCUCGCUUUGGGACAUCAUACACCUUUCAUGCACCUGGGAAUGGCGCAUAACUAUAGGAACAGCAGCCAGGCCAUCCAAGCGGUCCGUGAUGCCGGCUAUGAAAUAUCUCUGGGGCUAAUGCCCAAGUCGAUAGGGCCCUUAACAUUUGUGUUCACAGGGACUGGUAAUGUAUCGAAGGGAGCCCAAGAAGUCUUUAACCAACUGCCCUGUGAAUAUGUGGAGCCCCAUGAAUUAAAAGAAGUUUCCCAAACUGGAGACCUUAGAAAAGUGUAUGGGACAGUGUUAAGUCGCCACCAUCAUCUCGUCAGGAAAACGGAUGGCGUGUUUGAUCCUGUGGAGUACGACAAGUAUCCAGAGCGCUACACCAGUCGCUUUAAUUCUGAUAUUGCACCUUAUACAACCUGUUUAAUUAAUGGUAUCUACUGGGAACAAAACACCCCUCGCCUGCUAACCCGCCACGAUGCGCAAAGUCUGCUGGCUCCAGUCAAGUCCUCAGUUGCUGCUAUUGAAGGCUGUCCUGAGCUACCGCACAAACUGGUGGCAAUCUGUGACAUUUCAGCUGACACAGGAGGGUCUAUAGACUUUAUGACUGAGUGCACUACAAUAGAGCAUCCUUUUUGUAUGUAUGAUGCAGACCAGCAUAUUAUUCAUGACAGUGUUGAAGGCUCUGGGAUUCUGAUGUGUUCCAUUGACAAUUUGCCAGCACAGCUUCCAAUUGAAGCUACAGAAUACUUUGGAGAUAUGCUGUAUCCUUAUGUCGAGGAAAUGUUAUUAUCAGAUGCAUCCCAGCCUCUCGAAAGUCAGAAUUUUUCUCCUGUGGUGCGAGAUGCAGUGAUUACAUCCAAUGGUUUAUUGACUGAUAAAUAUAAAUAUAUCCAGAAACUCCGAGAAAGCAGAGAACGCAUUCAGCAACUUUCAAUGAAUAUGAAGAAGAAGGUCUUGGUUCUUGGCUCUGGCUACGUAUCUGGGCCUGUAUUAGAAUACUUGUCAAGAGACAACAAUAUAGAAAUAACAUUAGGCUCUGACAUGAUGAGUCAAAUUAAGCAUUUGAGCAAGAAAUACAAUAUUAAUCCUGUUAGCAUGGACAUUGCUAAACAAGAAGAAAAGCUGAGCUCCUUGGUCGCAAGCCAGGAUCUGGUCAUCAGCCUGUUGCCAUACGUGCUCCAUCCUAUUGUGGCCAAGGUGUGCAUCGCUAACAAAGUUAACAUGGUCACAGCGAGUUACAUCACACCAGCACUAAAAGAGCUGGAACAGAGUGUGAAAGAGGCCGGCAUCACGGUCAUCGGCGAGCUGGGAUUGGACCCUGGCCUUGAUCAUAUGUUGGCAAUGGAUACAAUUGAUAAGGCCAAACAAGUGGGAGCCACGAUUGAGUCUUAUGUUUCCUACUGUGGUGGGCUUCCAGCUCCUGAACAUUCAGACAAUCCUUUGAGGUACAAAUUUAGCUGGAGUCCCAUGGGAGUUUUGCUGAACAUAAUACAGCCUGCCACCUACCUGCUCAACGGAAAGAUUGUGAAUGUUGAAGGCGGAGUCUCCUUUCUGGAUGCCGUCACCUCCAUGGAUUACUUCCCGGGACUGAAUCUGGAAGGCUAUCCCAACAGAGACAGCACCAGGUAUGCCGAGAUUUACGGCAUUCCAUCUGCUCACACUGUGUUGCGGGGGACAUUGAGAUACAAGGGAUAUUUCAACAUACACAAAUCAAAACAGCUGCUGUGUGACCUAGUUGGGAUUUCACGCUCCUCUACUUAUGAUGUGCUGAAGGAAGCUGUCCUUAGGAGGCUGGGUGGGGACAGCACCCAGCUGGAAGCUGCUGAGGGGUUGGGCUUGCUUGGAGAUGAACGGGUCCCACCAGCGGAGUCUGUCAUGGAUGCUCUUUCCAAGCACCUGGCCUUGAAGCUCUCCUAUGGCCCUAAGGAAAAAGACAUGAUUGUGAUGAGAGACAGCUUUGGUAUCAGACAUCCUUCUGGACAUUUAGAAAAUAAGACCAUCGAUCUUGUGGUUUAUGGGGACUUCAAUGGCUUUUCAGCAAUGGCAAAAACUGUGGGGCUGCCCACAGCCAUGGCAGCCAAAAUGUUGCUUGACGGUGAAAUUGAAGCCAAAGGCCUGAUUGGCCCUUUUUCCAAAGAGAUCUAUGGUCCAAUAUUGGAGAGAAUUAAAGAAGAAGGCAUUCUGUUUACUACACAGAGCACAAUUAAAUUAUAAUUGGGAAUUCA
Molecule: messenger RNA, 2830 nt
Organism: Octodon degus (degu)
Lineage: Eukaryota; Metazoa; Chordata; Mammalia; Rodentia; Octodontidae
Gene: Aass
Product: aminoadipate-semialdehyde synthase
Exons: 24
Coding region: 111-2819 (902 amino acids)
Cellular component (GO): cytoplasm
Molecular function (GO): saccharopine dehydrogenase activity
Source: RefSeq, a predicted model, not a curated record